AUGAGGGACAUCGAGUAUUCUACAGGUGAUUAUGUUUUCUUUAAGAUAUCCUCAUGGAAGAAAGUUUUACAGUUUAGAUAUAAGGGCAAGUUGAGCACUAGGUUCAUUGGGUCUUAUCGGAUUUUGAAAUGUGUGGGUCCGAUCGCCUAUCAAUUAGAGCUACCUCCAGAGGUGAACCGUAUUCAUGAUAUGUUCCAUGUUUCCAUGUUGAGGCGGUAUCGGUCUGACCCGCCUUAUAUUGUUUCUAUUGAGGAGAUUGAGGUAAUGCCGGACUUGACAUUUGAGAGGGAGCCAGUUCAAAUUUUGAAUUGA
Molecule: messenger RNA, 312 nt
Organism: Gossypium arboreum
Lineage: Eukaryota; Viridiplantae; Streptophyta; Magnoliopsida; Malvales; Malvaceae
Exons: 1
Coding region: 1-312 (103 amino acids)
Source: RefSeq, a predicted model, not a curated record